AUGUUUCCAGCAGAAUUUCUGAAGUGUGAGCGAUGGUUCAUUGGACCUACUUGGUUAUAUUCACAAGAUUUCGAACCAUGUCCUAACAGUGAACAUCUUGCUGAUGUAGACUAUGAAGGAGUUAGUAGAGAAGAAAGAAAAACUUGCAUUUCAGUAUCUUGUACAGUAAAGGAAAAUGACAUUUUUAAACGAGGUUUUCUGACAACCGAUGAGCUUCGAUUAGCUACUAAAACAGUGAUAAAAAAUGUCCAAGAAUCAUAUUUUCCUCAAGAGCUCUCUUAUUUAAAAACAUCGAGAAAAUUAAAAGGUGUGAGCAGCCGAGUAAUACAAUUAACUCCCUUCCUUGAUGAAGAAGGCGUCAUUCGAGUAGGUGGUCGCUUAAAAAAUGCAAACAUUCCUGAAAAUAGCAAACAUCCUAUUUUGCUUCCAAAGGAAGGACGUGUCACUAAUCCCAUCGUAACUCAUUACCAUGUCAAUUAUUUGCAUGCUAGUCAAGAGUUAUUAAUAAGCAUUUUACGAAUGCAGUUUUGGAUUCUUUCGGUGAGAAGCGUAGUGAGAAAGAUUAUUCACAGAUGUAUUCCUUGUAUUAGAAAUCGAGGCAAGACUGUGACCCAGAUAAUGGGUGAUUUACCCUCGCCCAGAGUUCAACCAUCAAGACCUUUUGCAGUCACCGGUGUUGAUUAUGCUGGUCCAUAUUCUAUUAAGUCCCAAGUUGGGAGAAGAACAAAAACUUUCAAGUGUUACGUAUCCAUUUUUGUGUGUCUCUCAACAAAAGCUGUACACUUGGAGUUAGUCAGUGAUCUAUCAACUUCAACGUUUUUAGCAGCUCUAAAAAGAUUUAUCGCCCUACGAGGCAAACCAUCUAAAAUUUCAAGUGACUGUGCUACUAACUUCAAAGGUGCUAGUAAGGAACUGAAGGAGAUUAUAAAAAUGCAGCACGCAUUGAGAAAAGCAGUGAAUUAUGUGACUACAUUACCUCAGAACGUAUAA
Molecule: messenger RNA, 990 nt
Organism: Stegodyphus dumicola
Lineage: Eukaryota; Metazoa; Arthropoda; Arachnida; Araneae; Eresidae
Source: RefSeq, a predicted model, not a curated record